AUGACACAGUCAAGUUAUAAUAUUAAGGAUGUGUAUAGUGUAUUUAAUGAGAUCGAUGACGCUGUUGGUGCACAGAACGGUGGAAAUGUUGAAUAUAUUAAACCGCCAAUAAUAGAAUAUUGUCCUUACAAUACUACCAUGUAUAGUAAUUAUUGUAAUAAUUAUUUUCAAAAGGCUAGUUACGGUGUUAUUCAUUUCCUAAAAACGUUAAAGGACAAGUUUGAUUCAAAAUAUGAUAAACUUGCCGAAUACGCUAUUUUAUUGUUAAGUUAUAAACUAAAUCAAAAUUCAGAAUAUAGUAGCAAGAAACUAAUUGAUUUAUAUACUAAACAUAUAGGAAAAGAUAAGCAUUAUAAUGAUAAAAUAAAUAAUAGUAAUAGUAUGACUUAUAAAGACAUUAUGGAUAAAAAAAAAGAUUUGAUGAAUAUGAAUAUUAAAGAAAAAUCUAAAUUUAAUGGCCUAUUUAGUAUAUUAUUUUCAUUCUAUAAUGAAAUUAAGAAAACCAAACUGGAUUGCCCAAAAGAUUCGAAUAAAGCUAUUGAAUUUGCUAAAAAAUUUGAAGAACUCAAUAAUGAUUCUAAUAUUAAUGGAAAUACUUCAUACAGGACAUUAUUGUCUACAUUAUCAGAUGAUUACAACAAUUUAAAAAAUAAAUGUACCGAUUUUCCACCUCUUCCAAUGAUAAAAACGCCACCAAGCAAAUUACUUCCAGCUUUAUCGACAUUUUCUGUAAUACCAGUUUUUUUGGGAAUUGCUUAUAAGUAUUCAUUAUUUGGGAUUGAUAAAGUAUUUCAAAGACAAUAUAUAAGAAAAAAAUUAAAAAAACUACAGAAGAAAAUGAAAAUUAAUAUAUGA
Molecule: messenger RNA, 855 nt
Organism: Plasmodium vinckei vinckei
Lineage: Eukaryota; Apicomplexa; Aconoidasida; Haemosporida; Plasmodiidae
Product: PIR protein CIR protein
Exons: 3
Coding region: 1-855 (284 amino acids)
Source: RefSeq, a predicted model, not a curated record